AUGAGCGGUGGUAAAAAUAAUGGCAUCGCAGAUCUCUCGAUAAACACGACUAGACCUGCCAAAUAUAAGGGACCAGUGUAUUUCUAUCCCUUUACCUAUGCCGACCGCUCAGACAAAAUACUAUAUGCUCUCGGAACGGUGACGGCCAUCAUCUCCGGGGCUGCAUUUCCCGUACUCGACUUGGUCUAUGGAAUAUGGACUACUGCAAUAGUCGGUGGUGACUCCGCGUCUGACAUCCGCAGAACAACCAACGUUGUGUCUGGAGACGCAGAAUUUUUCGAAAAUGUCGGGCCCGGAGAAGUUGGGACACGGAUGAUUAAAGAUGUCGCCUCGGUCCGAGCCGCAGUAGGAGAGAAACUCUCGAUCUUAAUAUGGAGCAUGAGCACUCUGAUCGUCGCAAUUGUUAUGGCAUUCUCUCGAGCUCCUCGUCUCGCCGGAGUCGUUUUUAGCAUUAUUCCAUUUUCGUUUAUUGCAUUCACCAUCAUUGGACAACUCUCCUCUAAAGCCGAAGGACGACUUCUAACCAUCGAUGGCCAAGCUAGUACUCUUCUUGAACAAAUAUUGAGUAGUGUUCGUGUAGUCCAGUCCUUUGCGGCCGAAACAUUCCUGGCGAAGAAAUAUGACGCAUAUCUUCAGCGCCUACAAAGGAUAGCAAAGUGGAGGUCGAUCGUUCGAGGCAUGGAAUUAGCCAUGGUGAAUUGUGUAAUUAGCCUCAUCUAUAGCUUAACCUUCUGGUAUGGGAGUAGACUUGUUGUUGGUGAUGGGCUGGAAGUUGGGUUGAUGUUCACCAUUUUCUGGAACAUGUUCAACGCGCUAUUCUCGGUCGUUAAUAUUCUCCCUCAUAUCCUUGCUAUCAAGGAUUCGAUCUCAGUCUCUGCACAACUUCUGAAAGAUAUUGAACGCGUACCCAAGAUCGAUAUAUGUCGGACCGACGGAGCCAAACUUUGGGAAGACGAAAAGGUCAAUGCGCAGAUAGCACUUAGAGAUGUAACAUUUUCGUACCCAUCGCGGCCGGACCAUAAAAGCUUGGACAGUGUUAGUAUGGUCCUCGAGGGUGGAAAGGUUACUGCGCUAGUUGGAGCUUCUGGUUCCGGAAAGUCUACUAUUGCUGCUCUUCUUAUGCGAUACUAUGAUCCGUCCAAUGGUCAACUUCUUCUUACAGGGCACGAUACCCGGUCUCUCAAUCUCGCUUGGCUCCGCUCGCAGACUUCCCUUGUCUCACAAGAACCCCAAUUAUUCACGGCCUCAAUCUUCGAAAAUGUUGCCUACGGCUUAACCGGGACAAUUUACGAGCUACCUUCCGACCCCUCCGAGGAUCAGUUACAGGAUGUACGUAGGCGCGUCGAGUGGGCGCUAAAACAGGCCCAAGCAUGGGAGUUUGUGUGUAAUCUUCCCGAUGGUAUGGAUACGCGGGUGAGCGGUGCAAGGACAGGUGUUUUAAGCGGUGGGCAGAGGCAAAGAAUCGCUGCUGCUCGAGCGUUGGUACGCAGACCUAGGAUAUUGUUGCUGGACGAGGGGACAUCGGCGUUAGACAGUGAAACUGAACAGAAGUUGAUGAAGGCGAUACACAAGGAACAAACGGAAACUGGGAUGACUACAAUUUUGAUCGCGCAUCGGUUGUCAUCUAUUCAGAAUGCGGACAAGAUUAUUGCGAUGAGUAACGGAAAAGUCGUAGAAGAGGGAACAUACCAGGAAUUGAUGGCCUUGGGCGGGGUCUUCAGCAAUCUGGUCAAACAUCAAAUCUCCGCAACUCAACCAUCUAGCCAAAAGCCUGAAACAUCCGGGACAGAACGUGUCGCGCCGCCCACUUUGUCCGCGUCACCUCGCUUGAUUAAAUGCCGCCCUGACUCUGAUGGAUCGACCGUCGCAACUGAUCCGGAGACUCUGGAACGUGGCGAACCCAUCGAGAAAGAUGCAGCUGGUAGUUUGUCGAGCCGCUUCGUUAGGAUGCUUGCGAAAUAUUCAUUUUGGAUAGUUGGUGGAAUCUUUGGUGGUUUGGCCAUCGGAGCGUCGUUCCCUAUUGCUGCCUGGCUUAUUGGUUUUGUGAUGAAGACGUUUUCAAUUCAGGAUGAUGACGCUCGCCUACUUCGUGAAGCUCGAAAGUGGUCAUUUUGGUUCCUUAUCCUAGCUAUCAUAAAUAUCGGAACUAGUUUCGUGGUUGGAUUUUUCCUUUCUGCUGGUGCCGACAGGAUCGAUAGGAGACUCAGAAUAGUAUCGUUAACGUCACUUUUGAAGCAGGAAAUUGGUUAUUUCGAUAAAGAGGAGAAUGCAUCAGGUGCUUUGACGGCUGCAAUUGCGACUCAUGCGAAUAAUAUAGCUUCUGCAAUUGGACUUGUCUGGCAGCAGCUCGUAUCGGCGACUGGCAAUUUCGUGGGGAGCCUUGUCCUGGGUCUUAUUCUAUCCUGGAAACUUACACUUCUAGGGAUAUCACCCAUCCCGUUCAUCAUUGCUGCUGCCUAUUACAACAUUAUUUUUAUCGAAAAAUAUGAGCGCCAAAUUCAGAAACCUCGAGAGGAAGCCUCGGCGUUUGCAAGCGAGAACGUAGAUGCUAUCAAGACAGUAGCAGCUCUUGGACGUGAAGAUGCAGUUAUGCAACAAUUUGACAAAUCUGCGUCUAAAUACUCUGCAAAGGGGCGUAACUUGGCCAUUGGGGCUAUUGGAUUCGGUGUUGGCAUAGGCAGCAUUCUGAUUCUAAGUUCAAUCGUUAUGUGGUGGGGUACGGCUCUAUACCUACGUGGACAGGUUACCUUGGAAGGAUUGUAUUCGUCGUUCGAAGCUAUUGUUAUUGCCGGCUACUCUGCGAGCCGAAUGUUUACCUUCAUUCCCGACUGGGCACGGAUGGUACACGGUUUCCGGAGUGUAUGCGACUGGGAAGAUCGACAACCCCAAGUUGCUGCACUAAACCUAUCAAACCCGAAUCCGCCUGAAUAUAAGGGUUUAGAUAAAGUCGAAGGAGAAUUGACUUUCAACUCAUGUACCCUGAAGUAUGCCUCACGACCGAAACCUGCGGUGUCUGAUGUAAGUUUCACUAUUAAGCCUGGACAGUCUAUCGCUUUCUGUGGACCAUCCGGUGGAGGUAAAAGCAGCAUCAUAUCAAUGAUUUCGAGGUUUUAUGACCCAACCACUGGCACCAUCUCUCUCGAUGGACAAGAUAUUCGGUAUAUUCCUUUGGAAGAAUACCGUAGUCACAUAGCACUAGUCUCACAAGACGCGAUUCUGUACGAGGGCACAUUCCAUGAAAAUAUCACUCUCGGGGAAGCGUCCAUUUCCCAGGAACAGCUGGAGCGCGCUUGUCGUGAUGCCAGUAUCCUGGAGUUUAUUCAGUCACUCCCUCAGGGAUUUGAUACCAGUGUUGGGUUUAAGGGUUCCCAGAUGAGUGGCGGCCAGAGACAGAGAAUAUGUAUUGCACGAGCACUUUUACGGAAUCCCAAGAUUCUAUUGUUGGACGAGGCUACUUCCGCACUUGAUGCCGAGUCAGAACGAUCGGUCAAAGAAGCUUUAGAACAGGCGUCCAAAGGCAGGACAACCAUCUCGAUUGCACACCGGCUGUCCACUAUUCAAGGAGCUGAUGUGAUUCACGUGGUUGAAGAAGGCCGAAUAGUUGAAAGUGGUAGCCACUUGGAGUUGCUCGCUCUCAAUGGACGUUACGUAGACCUCAUUCGAUCGCAGUUGUGA
Molecule: messenger RNA, 3675 nt
Organism: Rhizoctonia solani
Lineage: Eukaryota; Fungi; Basidiomycota; Agaricomycetes; Cantharellales; Ceratobasidiaceae
Product: ABC transporter transmembrane region
Exons: 27
Coding region: 1-3675 (1224 amino acids)
Biological process (GO): transmembrane transport
Cellular component (GO): membrane
Molecular function (GO): ATP binding; ABC-type transporter activity; ATP hydrolysis activity
Source: RefSeq, a predicted model, not a curated record